Molecule: messenger RNA, 1566 nt
Organism: Diaporthe batatas
Lineage: Eukaryota; Fungi; Ascomycota; Sordariomycetes; Diaporthales; Diaporthaceae
Exons: 2
Coding region: 139-1566 (475 amino acids)
Biological process (GO): secondary metabolite biosynthetic process
Molecular function (GO): FAD binding
Source: RefSeq, a predicted model, not a curated record
CACAGACCCAACGACGCUUUCACCCAACAGACCUCACACACUCACUAUUGCCUCACAUAUCCUUCUCCUCAACACGUGAAUCUCUGCGCAUCAAACGAACAAACCCCUCCCCCAACACACACACACACACACACAAACAUGUCCCCCACGACCAACCCCCCUCACAUCGCAAUAAUAGGCGCAGGCAUAACAGGCCUAACCCUAGCAGCCGGCCUCGAGGCCCGCGGGGUCCCCUACACGGUCUACGAGCGCGCCCGCACGCGCGAGGCCAUCGGCUCCGGCGGCGCGGGCAUCGGCCUCAGCCCCAACGCGGAGCGGGCGCUCAACCUCCUGUCGCCCGCCGCCGCCGAGGCGUACGAGGGCGUCGCCAACCCCAACGGCGAGGACUACUUCCAGUGGGUCGACGGGCUGAGCCGCGAGGUCUACUACAGGCUGUUCGUGGGCGAGGGCAGGUUCCGCGGGUGCCGGCGGGCGGACCUGCUCGAGGAGGUGCUGGGGCGCCUCCCCGGGGGGCGGGUCGUGUUUGGGAAGGCCUUGAGGGAGGUGAGGGACGGGCGUGAAGGGGAGGGGGAGGGGGAGGGGGAGGGGGAGGGGGUGAGGCUCGUGUUUGAGGAUGGGACGGAGGAGGCUGCUGAUGCGGUAAUCGGCUGCGACGGCAUCCGCUCCCGCCUGCGCACCCUCCUCUUCGGCGCCGGGUCCGCAGCAACAUACAGCAGGAAGUACUCGUUCCGCGCCCUGAUCCCCAUGGAGCAGGCCGCCGCCGCCCUCCCGCAGCACAUGAUCAACACGCGCUACAUGUACAACGGCCCGGGCGCCCACGUGAUAACCUACCCGGUGGCAAACAGCACCGUCCUCAACGCCCUCGUCGUCGUGUCCGACCCGAGCCCGGAGUGGCACCCGCCCGCGGGCACCAGGAACCCGCACGUCGGCGUCGCGACGGCCGAGGAGGCCCGCGCCGCGUUCGAGGGGUGGCACCCUGACAUCCGGGCCGUCGUGGGGCUGCUGCCGCCGGCCGAGAUGGACAAGUGGGCUAUCUUCGACAUGGUGGAGAACCCCGUGCCGCGGUAUCACGGCGGGGGGUCAGAGACGGAGACAGAGGGGGCCAGGGGUGUGGGUGUUGGUGUUGGUGUUGGUGCUGGUGCCGGCAGGGUGACAUGCCUCGCCGGCGACGCUGCGCACGCUUGCGGGCCGCACCUCGGCGCCGGGGCCGGGUUCGGCAUCGAGGACGCGUACCUGCUGGCGGAGCUGUUGCUCACGGUAGUCCAGGAACAGGAGGGUGUUGUCGACGGCGUUGGCGCGGACGGCGGGAAGCCCUCGACCAAGACGACGCUCGGGCAGAGGCUGGCCGCCGCGUUCGGGGUCUACAGCGAGGUCCGUUACGACCGGACGCAGUGGCUGGUUCGGCACACGCGCGAGGCCGUCGACCUGUUCCAGUGGAAGGACCGGGACCUGUCUCGGAGCGCGGAGGGGUUUGGGAGGGAGAUAACAUGGCGGUUUCACGAGAUAUGGCACUAUGAUGUGGAGGAGAUGGUGGAGGAGGCAAGAAGGAAGUUGGCGGAGGUGUGA